AUGUGGGACAUAUUGCAACAAACGCAUGAAGGAACAACAGAUGUAAAAAGAGCCCGAAUCAACACGCUAAUGCAUGAGUAUUGGAUGUUCAACUUGAAGAAAGAAGAAUCUGUUAAUGAUAUGCAGACAAGAUUUACUCACAUAGUCAAUAAUCGAAAUGUUCUUGGUAAGGUGAUUGACAAUGUGCAGCAAAUCAGCAAGGUUAGGUGCUUGACAAGAGAGUGGCAGCCAAAAAUCACUGCCAUAGCAGAAUCAAAAGACCUUGGACAUAUAAAAUCUGAGUGCUUCCAAUUGCAAAACAGAAAUAAGAGUUCAAAGGCUAAAGGCAAUCAACCACCUCCUAAGUCCAGAAAAGCCUACAUUGCCUGGAACGAUAAUGAUGAAGAGUCAUCUGCAUCUUCAGCAGAUGAAGAAGCUAAUCUUUGUCUAAUGACCAACACAGAUUCAGAUUCUGAUAGUGAGAGGAUGGAAACAGAUUUGGAAAGUAAAGAAACAAAUGGUGGAUUUGUUAAAUACGGUGACAAUAACAAAGGAAAGAUACUCGGUAUUGGAGACAUAGGGAACGAAUCAACUACGGUGAUUAAAGACGUUCUGUAUGUAAAGGAUUUAAAGCAUAAUUUGAUCAGUAUAAGUCAACUCUAUGAUAAGGGAUUCCAAGUAAGUUUUACAUCUCAGUCUUGUAUAAUUGAGCACAAGGAGAAUAAAGACAUAAGGUUAGUAGGUAACAGAAUCAAUAACAUUUACAUGCCUGAUUUUAAUGCUUUGCCUGCUAGUUCUAUUUGUUGCUUAUUAUCCAAUGCUGAUGAAAACUGGUUAUGGCAUAAGAGAGUGGCUCAUAUACAUAUGGACCACUUGAACAAAUUAGUUAGUAAACAGUUAGUUCUAGGACUCCCAAAUAGAAAGUUCUCUAAGGAUAGGUUGUGUGACUCCUGUGAGAAGAGUAAGCUAGUUAAGUCUUCUUUUCCCCCAAUAGAUCUAGUUCAAACCAAUAGGGUUUUACAGUUGGUACAUAUGGAUCUGUUUGGUCCACCUCAGGUUAGAAGUUUUGGAAGAAACUUGUAUUGUUAUGUGUUAGUAGAUGAUUACUCUAGGGAAGAUGAUUUACCUAAGGAAUGGAAGUUUAACAAAAAUCAUCCUAUUGACAACAUCAUAGGAGAGAUCUCUAAAGGAGUUACAACUAGAAAAACCCUUAGACACUUUUUGUAA
Cicer arietinum (chickpea) is the source of this 1206-nucleotide messenger RNA. Lineage: Eukaryota; Viridiplantae; Streptophyta; Magnoliopsida; Fabales; Fabaceae. The record is from RefSeq and is a predicted model, not a curated record.